Funneliformis geosporum is the source of this 3021-nucleotide messenger RNA. The record is from the annotation of a GenBank genome assembly. Lineage: Eukaryota; Fungi; Glomeromycota; Glomeromycetes; Glomerales; Glomeraceae.
AUGGUAUACGAAAAUAAUAUUCCAAAAACCGAAACGGUUUAUGAGUUAAAAGAGAAUACUUAUGAAAUUAAAACUUCUAAGUUAUCUCCUGCUGCCAGAACAAAGGUAAUUAAAAUGUUUGGUGGUUAUUAUGUUAGUGAUAUCGCUUUAAUGGAAAUGUAUGGACCAGGAAUUUUAGAUGAAAUAAAGGUAGUUGGCACUAUUGAGUUUUGGAUUUCUAAGGGAGUUGAGGCAAAAGACGUAAUUAAGCAUAUAGUACACAAGAAUGAUGGAAUUGAAUAUAAAGUUGAAUACGUUAAAGAAAAUCUCUUUUUACCUGCAAUUUCUCCCGUUGAGAUAGCAAAAAAGUUAACUUAUCACGGUUUAGAGACUAAACUAAUUGAAAAAGAAGGAAAUAUAUAUCUUGAGUUCGAUUUGCUUCCUAAUCGUGAAAAUAAGCAAAAAAUACUUGAAGUAAAAAUUGAAAGUCGGAAUUGCCAAGCUUUUCAUUUAGGAUUAUCAAUUAAUAAUAUAGUAGAUGCUGCUAAUUUAGUAAUGUUAGAAAGCGGUCAACCCUUGCACAUCUUUGAUUAUGACAGUUUGCCAGAAAAAAAGGAAUUAAUAAUUCGGCAAGCUCGAGAGGGAGAAAUUAUGGUUUCGUUCCAAAAAAGUAGUUUAAUACUUAGUUCUAAGGAUAUGGUUAUUAGUUCUGGAGAAAAAAUUAUUGAUUUAGCCGGAAUUAUUGGCACUCAAGAAACCGGAAUAACUUCACGAACUAGGAACAUUCUUAUUGAAUGUGCUUCCUUUUGUCCUAAAACAAUCAGGACAACUACUAAUCGCUUAAAUUUUACUACUUCAGCUAGUCGUUAUUUUUGCCGAAAAAAUAGUUCUUUUUCUUCACCUAAAUAUAUUCUGCGAAGGGUUAUUUCUCUUAUUGUUGAUUCCUAUAAAGGAAAUUUAAACUCUGGAGAAUUUUUCACUUAUCAAGAGGUAAAAAAGAGCGAACCGAUGACCAUUACCAUUACGCAAAAUUUUAUUGAACAAAAAACCGGGGAAAAGUUUUCUGAAUUGGUAAUUGAAAAACUUUUGAAACAACUAAAUUUUUUUUGCCAAAAAAAAGGAACUUUUUACUAUGUGAUUGUUCCUCACUAUCGUUCGGACGUCGUUACUCGAGAGGAUUUAUUGGAAGAAUUGCUAAGAGUUUAUGAUUAUAAUGAAAUAACUGGUCAAUUGCCUAAUGAUUUCAAAGCAAUUUCUUUCAUUAGCAAUAGUGAUGAAAAAAAAAAACAACAAAUUAGAACUUAUUUAACUAAUUAUGGUUACCAAGAAGUUAUUACUUAUUCUUUGGUUGGAAAAAUGAGCAAAGAAUUUAAAGAAAACAAAGAGGGUUAUACUUGCUACGAAUUAUUGACUCCAAAAAACGAAUAUCAUAAGUAUUAUCGUCAAACCCUCGUUCCUAGCCAUUUAAAAAUUAUUAGUUAUAAUCUUUCCCAUAGUAACAAAAAUCUACUUUUUUUUGAGAUUGGCUCAGUUUACAAUUUUGAAAAAAAUGAAGAGUUGCUUAUUUUAAGUGGGGUUGCAGUUAUUUUUUCUCCAAUUUCUACUAGUUUUUUGAAUCCUUCCCAAAGUGCAGAAAUUUUUCUUAAUAAGGAAAAAAUAGGAUUUUUAGGUCAAGUUUCUCCCUCUGUUGCACAAAAUUAUCAAAUAAACGAGCCUGUAUUUAUUGCUCAAAUCUCUUUAACUAAAAUAUUUAAUUAUCUUAUUAAUUUUCCACGUAUAGUUAAUUACAAGGCUAUUUCUAAUUUUCCGGUUAGUGAGAGAGAUUUAUCUUUUCUUUUUCCGGAAGAUCUUGAUUAUAAUAAAGUGAUCGAAGAGAUAAAAAGGCUCGGAGGAGAUAAAUUAGUAGAAAUAAACAUUUUCGAUGUUUACCAAAGUGUUGAGAUGGGCAAAAGGAAACAAAAAUCAGUGUCUUAUCAUUUAGUUUUUCAAAGUUCUACUAAAACCUUGGAAAAUAAAGAGAUAGAAGAAAGCAUAAUCGAGAUUAGUGAAAAGGUAGAACAAAUUCAAGCCAUAUUAAGUCAAUUUAAGCAGUUGGUUCCUGAGGGUUUUACUGAAUUAGGUUCUACUGAGGAUUUAAAAGAACCGGUUUGUGAAAGAUAUAGUUUUAAACAUAAUGGUAAACUAAUUACUCUAGAUAUCGACAAAGAAUUAAGUGAUAGAUUAAAACUAAAUUCAGAAGAUAAUUUUUGUAUAGAUGAAAAAAUAUUACCAUCUGAUUUACCGGAAGAAGGUAUAAUAACUAUUAGGAAUGAAGAAGAAAUAUUUCUAAAAAAGUCUUUUACUGUUGAUAAUUUGGAAGAAGAUAUCAAUGAAUUAUUUAAUAAAAUAAUAGAAUUAAAAGGAGAAAAAGAGGAAAAACAAGGAACUAUUGAUAAUCUACAAAAUCAAUUAAACCAAAUUCAAAAUGAACGUGCUGCUUUUCCUAAUCUUCCCACUUUUGCUGAUUAUCAACUUUUGCAAAACGAACGAGAUAGAUUGCAGACUACCAUCACCCGUUUUCAAAUCCUUUUAGGAAUCAAUGACCUUAAUAAUUUGCCAGUCGUACUCCAAGGAGAAACCUUAACUAGUUUGUUGGCUAGACCAACCCUCACUCAACUAAAUGAUUUAAGAAGAGAAAAAGAUCAAGAAUUAACUACCAAAAAUACUCAAAUUGCCACAAUCAUCAAGCCUUUUAGUGAUGAACGUCAUGCGGAUUUAUAUAUGAGACGUCAUUUAGAUUUACACGACAUCAUAUCAGAUAAUCUUGAUUUAAAUUUUCCUUUCUCUUAUGGGGUUAUUCCCCUUUUAUUAGAUUCUCCUAACUUAAAGCAGCCAAAGUUACCCAACAAAUUAAGAGAACUUGAAAUUAAGGAUUGCCCUAAUUUAAAAGGACUAGAUUUUCCUACUUCGCUGCAUUGUUUUAAGAUUUCGGGUUAUCAAGCAAGUUUAUCAAAAUUAGAGUUUAACGCUGGUAUUUUUAUAGUUCGUUUAGCAGAAGAUUGA